This is a messenger RNA of Cryptomeria japonica (Japanese cedar), 297 nucleotides long. RefSeq names its product chaperone protein dnaJ 20, chloroplastic. The coding region runs from base 1 to 297 and encodes 98 amino acids. The record is from RefSeq and is a predicted model, not a curated record. Gene Ontology annotation, cellular component: chloroplast. NCBI's taxonomy places the organism in Eukaryota, Viridiplantae, Streptophyta, Pinopsida, Cupressales, Cupressaceae. The transcript has a single exon.
AUGGCUCUUAAAUACCAUCCUGAUGUUUGCCCUGCUGCAGAGAAGGAAAAGUGCAGCAGAUUGUUUCUUCAAGUCCAGGAGGCUUACGAGACUCUGUCGGAUCCUCUGCUCCGCCAGGAUUACGAUUGGAGACUGCAAAACAUGUUCACAGUAGGCGAGUACGAAGACAGAUUAGGGAGUGGCGAGGUGUGGGAAGCUCAACUGAUGGAGUUAAUUAGAAGGAGAUCAGGAAACAACACUUCGUCAUGGGGUAGCAGAAUGAGAAGACGAAAUCAACAGGGGGCUUAUGCUUGCUGA